Messenger RNA from Aspergillus brunneoviolaceus CBS 621.78, 1370 nucleotides. RefSeq lists its product as uncharacterized. The record is from RefSeq and is a predicted model, not a curated record. The coding region runs from base 304 to 1209 and encodes 301 amino acids. NCBI's taxonomy places the organism in Eukaryota, Fungi, Ascomycota, Eurotiomycetes, Eurotiales, Aspergillaceae. The transcript has 2 exons.
CCAGCUUGACCACCGCUGUCUAUGUAUGCUCUACGGCAUGGAGAAAAAUGCUUGACAGAAGACACCUAUCGUGUUAUCUGUAUCAUCCAUACCGUGGAAAACUGGUCAAUUGAUGUAUGCUUCACCGUGUGAAAGCCAUCGAUGAAUGCUCUAAUCCAAGUCCGGUGAUACGCUGGCCUUCUUGCUUCCUUGCCUUUACUAGGUUCCGUCUGGCUUCUAGCCCCAGAGACUCUUUCUGGGAAGCGCUAUAUUUUGCCCAUCAAACUAGCUGUACCAGGGCAUCUUGGUGGCUGGCGGAUCAUCAUGUCCUCGUCCAGCAUGCUUCCGCCCGUAGGGCCUGUGGGUCAUGCCUACCCCCGACGACGACGCCGAAGCAGCAGCAGCAGCAGCAGCAACAGCAGCAGGCAGUACUCCUGGACCGGGCCCCGACCGAAGCCCCGGGGCGGUUCCCGCGGCUACUCCACCGACGACGAAGACGAGGUCCUCUACGACCUGGACGAAGCCGCCCUGGCGCAGCUGCCCGUGCACCUCCAAGACACCAUGCGCGAGUUGCAGCUGGAGCGCGUCCACCGGUUCCAGCAGCAGCAGAGCGCCCACAACGAGCUCCGGCUCUGCAGGCCCCCCGUCUACCACAGCGACUAUGCCGAGACCUGGUUCAAGAACAUGAUGGCCCGGCUGUCGGCGGACCAGGAGAUGAGUGAGGCCCACUACCAUCUGCGACAGGCCCAGGGAAACACCUACCAACAGGAUGGAAGUUGGCGCUCGCAGCAGCAGCAGUGGUCGGUCAACCGGCACAAUGAUAUUCAGGCUGCUGCUGAUGCUGCUGCUGCCGCUGCCGCUGCCGCCGCCGCCAUGGGGGGAAACAGUACUUGGUUCGAAGAUGAUGGUGAACCGGGACUGGAAAUAUCCCCGCCUCUUCAUCAUCAUCAUAAUGAUGUGGCGGUUUUUGAAAGGGAUGUGGAUCGCUCACCUGUCAGCUCGAGGCGGUUUUACAGUAUGCAUUAUGGGCAUGGACCGCGGCUAGAGGAAAGAGGCCGGCCUUUGUAUGAGACAGACACGGGGAGUAGUAGUAGAGAACGGCGGCGCGGGGAUGGCAGGGGCGCGGCUCAAUCCCAUGAUCCACGGAAGAAGAGCCGGUCGGUCAUAACUUUUAUGCGCUGUAGGGUGAAGAGGAGUAUUCGAAGAAUGGGGAGGCUGUUGAAGAGAUAAAAUCGAAAUGGGCCUCUGAUUGUGCUGGCGUUUUUGCGGUAUACCACUUUUUAAGCUUGAUGGGUGUUUAUUAUAUUCUUCUAUGGGUUGGAUUGGGGUAUUCGUUGUUGAGAGAUCAGCCAUUGCAGUUGCUGCGAUGUGUGCAGUUCGUUAUAUAGAGA